This is a messenger RNA of Macrobrachium nipponense, 927 nucleotides long. RefSeq names its product basic proline-rich protein-like. The transcript has a single exon. Bases 1 to 927 code for a protein of 308 amino acids. NCBI's taxonomy places the organism in Eukaryota, Metazoa, Arthropoda, Malacostraca, Decapoda, Palaemonidae. The record is from RefSeq and is a predicted model, not a curated record.
AUGUGGCGGGCCUUGCUUGCCCAUCCCAGGACCCAUGGCAUUCCUCUCCCGCCCAUCCUGGGAACCGUGGUGGGCCCCGCCCACCUGUUCCGGGACCCGUGCCGUACCCUGCCCGCCCGUCUAGGGUCCCGUGGCUGGCCCCCGCCUGCUCGUCCAAGGACCCGUGGUGGUCCCCCGCCCACCCAUCCCAGGGCCUGUGGCGAACCCUGCCCGCCUGUCCUGGGACCCAUAGCGGGCCUUUCCCGCCCCUCCCGGGACCUAUGGUGGACCUCGCUUGCUCAUCCCAGGACAUGUGAAGGAGGCCUCACCCCGCCCAUCCCGGGACACAUGGUGGGCUCCUUGCCCAUCCCAGGACACGUGGCGGCCUUGCCCGCCCAUCCCGGGACCCGUAGGGGGCCUCACCACCCAUCUUGGGACACAUGGCGGGCCUCACCUUCCCGUACCGGGACAUGUCACGGGCUCUGCCCGCCCAUCCCGGGACCGUGGCGGACCUUGCCCAACCAUCCAGGGACCCAUGGCGGACCUUGCCUGCCCGUCCUGGGACACGUGGCAGGCCCAUGCCUGCCUAUCCCAAGAUCCCAUGGCAGACAUCACCUGCCAGUCCUGGGACACGUGGCAGGCCCAUGCCUGCCCAUCCCAAGAUCCCAUGGCAGACAUCACCUGCCCGUCCUGGGACACGUGGCAGGCCCAUGCCUGCCCAUCCCAAGAUCCCAUGGCAGACAUCACUUGCCAGUCCUGGGACACGUGGCCCAUCCCAGGACCCUUGAUGGACCUCGCCCACCCAUCCUGGGACAGGUGACAGACUUCGCCUGCCCAUCCCAGGAUACAUGGUGGACCUCGCCUGUCCAUCCCGGGACACGUGGCGGGCCUCGCUCGCCCGUCCUGGGACCUGUGGCGGACAUCGCCCCCCUGUCCCAGGACCCGUAG